AUACAAAUAUUACCCAGCAUGCCUCUUUCUUCCUUUCUCUACCCCUGUCCACCAUGCCUAAAGGAAAGAAGGCCAAGGGGAAGAAGGUGGCACCAGCCCCUUCCGUCGUGAAGAAGGCAGAAGCCAAGAAAGUCGUGAACCCUCUGUUUGAGAAGCGGCCCAAGAACUAUGGCAUUGGUCAGGAUAUUCAACCCAAGAGGGAUCUUACUCGCUUUGUGAAAUGGCCCCGUUACAUCAGACUUCAGCGCCAGAGGUCUAUCCUGUACAAAAGAUUGAAGGUUCCUCCUGCAAUCAAUCAGUUCACCCAGGCCUUGGACCGCCAGACUGCUACUCAGCUAUUUAAGCUGGCUCACAAAUAUCGACCGGAAACAAAGCAGGAAAAGAAGAAAAGAUUGCUGGCUCGUGCAGAACAGAAAGCUGCAGGCAAAGGAGAUGUCCCUACCAAGAGACCUCCUGUAGUCCGUGCAGGUGUUAACAGUGUCACAACUCUGGUGGAAAACAAAAAGGCUCAGCUUGUGGUGAUUGCACACGAUGUGGAUCCAAUUGAGCUGGUUGUCUUCCUGCCUGCCUUGUGUAGGAAAAUGGGAGUCCCAUAUUGCAUCGUCAAAGGCAAAGCUAGAUUGGGCCGUCUGGUACACAGGAAGACCUGCACCAGCCUUGCUUUCACCCAAGUCAACGCUGAGGACAAGGGAGCUCUUGCUAAACUGGUGGAAGCUGUCAAGACCAACUACAAUGAUAGAUAUGAUGAGAUCCGUCGUCACUGGGGCGGUGGCGUCUUGGGUCCCAAGUCAGUGGCUCGCAUUGCCAAACUUGAAAAGGCAAAAGCCAAGGAGCUCGCCACAAAGCUGGGUUAAAUGUACCGUGCGUGUUCUGUACAUAAACAUUAAAAAAAUCUUUAAAAUCCAUAC
Molecule: messenger RNA, 908 nt
Organism: Pelobates fuscus (common spadefoot toad)
Lineage: Eukaryota; Metazoa; Chordata; Amphibia; Anura; Pelobatidae
Gene: RPL7A
Product: ribosomal protein L7a
Exons: 8
Coding region: 54-854 (266 amino acids)
Biological process (GO): maturation of LSU-rRNA; ribosome biogenesis
Cellular component (GO): cytosolic large ribosomal subunit
Molecular function (GO): RNA binding
Source: RefSeq, a predicted model, not a curated record